CACUGACAAAUCAACAAAAUUGAUUACGAAUGACAUUGUUUUGGAAUGAAAUUAGAAGAAACACCUACAAAAUAUAAUAAUUUCUCCAUGAAAUACACCGUUUUAAGAAAGUAAUUUAUCGCACGAACAAUGUCGGCUGGAACUUAUUAUUUUGUUAUUGUUGGGCAUUCUGACAACCCAAUAUUUGAAAUGGAUUUCAUUCCUGUGACUAAAGAACCAAAGAAGGAGGACAACAGGCAUUUGAAUCAGUUCAUAGCCCAUGCAGCACUUGACCUAGUAGAUGAGCAUAUGUGGAAGGUUACCAACACUUACCUGAAGUCUGUGGACAAGUUCAACCAGUGGUUUGUCUCAGCAUUUGUGACUGCAAGUCAGAUGAGGUUUAUAAUGGUCCAUGAUGCCCGGAACGAAGAUAGUAUAAAGAAUUUCUUCACAGAUGUUUAUGAGGCUUACAUCAAAUUGAUGUUGAAUCCAUUCUACAAAGAAGACACAUUGAUUACAUUGCCUGCUUUUGAGAAGAAGGUUCAAUUUCUGGGUAAAAAGUAUUUAACAUAAGCUAGAUUAUAAGUUACUUAUAUUUAUUUAAUUGAAGAGUAUGCUAAAUAUGUUACAUGGAACAAAAUGUCCUUGAAAGAUUAUUAUGUAUAGCAAAUAAAUAUUAAGUCAUUUCACCAAACUUGUAAUGAGUUCACUUUUUGAAAUGACUAGAACUUUUUAUAUAGGUAAUGCUAGUUGUUAUUUAAUUUUCAUGUAAGUGUAUCAAUGUUAAUUAAAAAGAAAGAUGUACAUACUUAAAAUACUGAAUAAAAUAACUUUUAUUAUAUAAAAUACUUUAUUUCAAUCAAUAUCAGAAAUGUUCUAAAACCUCAUACACAAAUAGCAGUAGAAACUUUGGAGGUGUAAUACUGACUUAUCUACAUCACAAUGUCACAAUAAUAAUGUAGGUUUUUCUGAUGUUAUAACAUGCUCAAUUAUAAGACAGAAUAUAAUCUAUAUUUUAAGAAUAUGCAUGCAGUGCAAGUUGUCUCACAAUAUCUGGUUUACAACCAAAGAGGAUGACUUCAUUCUUGAUCCAAUUCAUGAAAAACUAAGAUGGUUUUAUAUGCAAAAUUAAAUUGCUUUUUUUAACAAUCAAAGACUAUGAAAUCCCCUUUUUUAUACAAUUCAUACAAAAGAUAAUAAAUAAAAGCAUAAUUAUUUCUUCCUUGUAUGCAGAAUGCAGCCAAGUUCGACUUCCUUUCUAGCUAACAUUUAAUGAAUGUAAACAGAGACCUAUUUUAUUGAAAUAUUCUCAAUAUUUAUUCAGAGCUAAUCCUGUUUUGCAUUUUAAUAAUUAGGUACUAACAUCAC
This is a messenger RNA of Spodoptera frugiperda (fall armyworm), 1347 nucleotides long. It is a transcript of the gene Trs20, whose product is annotated as trafficking protein particle complex subunit 2. Gene Ontology annotation, biological process: endoplasmic reticulum to Golgi vesicle-mediated transport. Lineage: Eukaryota; Metazoa; Arthropoda; Insecta; Lepidoptera; Noctuidae. The transcript is spliced from 3 exons. The record is from RefSeq and is a predicted model, not a curated record. Bases 130 to 552 code for a protein of 140 amino acids. Gene Ontology annotation, cellular component: nucleus; TRAPP complex; cytoplasm.